Molecule: messenger RNA, 823 nt
Organism: Arachis ipaensis
Lineage: Eukaryota; Viridiplantae; Streptophyta; Magnoliopsida; Fabales; Fabaceae
Source: RefSeq, a predicted model, not a curated record
AAUCAGGAUAUGGAUCAGGGUAAUGAGGAUAUGGAUCAGGGUAAUGAUGAUAUGGAUGAGGGUAGUCAAGAUGUGGAUGAUGACAACGAGGAACAGGAGCCACAGUCAACGCCACCAUCAGGGCCAAAUUUGCUUCCACAAGAACAACCUCAGUUCUCAAGCCAGUAUGUACCUCAGACACAGUUCACCCCCGUCAUUUCCAAUGCAUCAACACUAUUGGGGUAUGUCACAAUUUGAAACAGGAGAAGGAGGUUCUUUUAACCAAUUGCUUGAUUCAUGGCUGCAGAUGCAGGACAGUCACAAUAUGGCAAUCAGCCUGAUUUCAUGGCAGAUAGGUAUUCGUUGGAUGCGAGGCUUCCAUGCCAUACCUCAUCGGUUGCUUCUGGAGGGUUUGUGUCUGUUGACUCUAGUAGAAGUGAAGGUGGACGCGGAGUUCUUAAUAGUCAAAAUCCUAAUCGUGUUUCCAUAGGACCUCUUGAAGAAGAUGCUAACACACUCGAGGAGGAGGCCAAUGCGUAUCUAGUAGAUGAUCCGGAUGACGAGGAUGACGAUGAGGAGGAUGAGAUAGAGGAGUUCGAUGAGGAUGAGGAAUCCCGUAAUGAUGGUCAGGCACACACUUCGGAUGACAAAGGCAAAGGUUACAAUCUGAGGAUUGAUCCGCCACGUCGCAGCACUAAUCGCUACACUCCAUCUGUAUUCAAGAAGGCCACCAAAAAAUGCAAGAACUUUGUGAAGGAUGUAAAGUGGGCAAUGAGAAAGUAGUUGUGGUGUAAUAAACUUACUUAUGUAUUCAUGAUGUGGACUAUGUAUAUAUGUAUUAAUG